Molecule: messenger RNA, 363 nt
Organism: Gregarina niphandrodes
Lineage: Eukaryota; Apicomplexa; Conoidasida; Eugregarinorida; Gregarinidae
Exons: 1
Coding region: 1-363 (120 amino acids)
Source: RefSeq, a predicted model, not a curated record
AUGCAGUUAUCUGUAACAAUACAUUCGGCAGCGGGAUUUCAGAAGCAUACUGGGUUGGUAGACAAGACUGACAUCUACGUGGAAUUGCAAUGUGGUGCCCAGUCUUGGCGAACAUCUGUGGCUAAGGAUGCUGGCUCUCAUGGUUCUUUUGAAGAGACUUGGACCUUCGAAGCUGAUCCCGGUCUUUCGGAAAUUUUGAUUAAGGCCUGCGACGCUAAGCACCUUCAGUCAGACGAGCUCUUGGCGCAAGGCAAAAUACAUUUCGAUCAGAGACCGGGUUUCUUCUACACUGGGGAAGUCGCUCUGCAAGAUGACAAACACGGCCGCGAACCAUGUAUUAGAAUGACCAUUCAGUGUUCAUGA